Phycomyces blakesleeanus NRRL 1555(-) is the source of this 1176-nucleotide messenger RNA. RefSeq lists its product as hypothetical. Gene Ontology annotation, molecular function: protein binding. The record is from RefSeq and is a predicted model, not a curated record. The transcript has 5 exons. Bases 1 to 1176 code for a protein of 391 amino acids. NCBI's taxonomy places the organism in Eukaryota, Fungi, Mucoromycota, Mucoromycetes, Mucorales, Phycomycetaceae.
AUGUUGCGUCUACCAACUGAAGUGCUUCUCUCAAUCCUUCAUCUUGUUAAACAAGACAAUCAUCUGGAUUUGUCCUCUAUUGCCAGCACCUGUCGCCACUUCCAGGCUUUGGUGGCCGAUAUUUCUGUCUGGGCUGGCGCGAUCAAGAUAGAUGACAAUCCAUAUUCCCCAUAUUCAUAUACCACGCUUGUCAAAGCAUUGGACAGCGCUGACCUAAUUCGCACUAGCCAAAUUGCUAUGGCUUUAUCAGACAAACACGGUCCACAAUUUCUGAAUCUCUUGCUCAGCAAACAAGCUCAUCAAACCCCUCUCAAGAGUGUGCUUCUUUAUGCACCUGCUGCCCAGCACAGUCAGAUUCUCCAAAUCUUUGCAAAUAAGCCAACUGCUUGGCAAGAAUGUGGAUUGAGAGAUCCAGAAAACCCCUUUUACGUGCUUGAUCGACCAGAAAAAAUCAAUUGGUUAAAGGGGCUACCUUAUCUACACUCCCUUGAUCUGCCUGCCUGUCCGGCUCAUUGGCUGUUGGGCUCCUCAUUUCCUAAUGUUCACACGUUAACAGCUGCAUUAUUACCUUGGAAAGCUCAUCUGAACGAAGAUCCUCGCGAAAGACAACAAGCCUUUUGGACUGAGUUUCGAGCCUCUUUUCCCAAACUUUCUAAUUUAACGCUCUAUAUUGCGGACCCAAAAGCGUUCUCAUUGUUUGUCGCAAUGUUUUCCAAUGCAAGGAGCUUUCCAUGGCUAGAGAGUGUGACCGUAGUUGGUCUUGAGGACCCAAAGCAGUACAUAGAGCAUCAGACAUUGAUAGAUAGUCUGAUGCGCCUAGAAGGUCUGGCGAGGAUCAAUGCAGGAUGGGACCUUGUGGCUCUGCACAAGUUAAUGGUCGAUGCAACUGAAAUGUCUUGCUUAUCAAUACUGACUGGACAAGUAUUAAUCACAUUCUCAGCCACUUUGUGGUUUUUGUCAAAUGGAUUUAUCAUCCUAAUCCUAAUCAUAAUCAUAAUCCUAAUCUUAAUAGUGAUAAUAAUAAAUUUUGAAGUCUGUCAUGACUACAAUUGUGCAACCUUGAAUCACCAAGGCACCAAAUCACCAAUGGACCAAUGGACCAAUGGACCAAUGGACCAAUGCACUGAUCACCAAACGAGAAAACAACUGUCUUCAAAAUGUACAUCAAUAUCUUAA